Molecule: messenger RNA, 2740 nt
Organism: Anopheles aquasalis
Lineage: Eukaryota; Metazoa; Arthropoda; Insecta; Diptera; Culicidae
Gene: eIF2Bdelta
Product: eukaryotic translation initiation factor 2B subunit delta
Source: RefSeq, a predicted model, not a curated record
CAACAAUCCAGGACCUUCGGCGAAAUCAAGGAGAAAGAAACCAAAAUUACUAGCUUCUGAAUUCUUAAUUUCAUCGCACCGAACGGACUCAGAGGAGCCAACUGAGCGCCUGAGGCAAAGGAGGAAACUCCCACGAAUCGAAGUUAAGUUAACGGAAGAUAAUAUCACGCCCAUCACCAUGGAGACCACCACUUCUAACGACGCUGGAACGCUGAAAAAGAAACGAAAUCGUUCCCACAAAAAACCUAAGGCGAAGGUAGCGGCCACCGAGCAACACGAUCUUCCGACGGGAAACGAGAACGAGCCACCUGUACCGGUGUCUUCCGAAAAGCAGCCUGCCGUUGCUCAUACUGAAACGCAGCAGCAGGAAGCUGGUGAAACACUAGCCCGAAAGCCGAGCCGUCGGCGCAAGCGUAAGCCAAAAAGUGUCAGUGAGGAUCAGCAUACAACGAAGGACGAUCGUCUGGAAUCGCUAGCGGUAGAAGAAAAGCCAGUGCAUCCGGCUCCUCCGAAAAGUGUUGACUGCAAGGCAGCGGCUACUGCUCCGGCACAGUCUGUGAUAGAGAAAAAAGAAAUCAAACCUGUAGCUGAGCUGCACUUUAACCUGAGCGGUAUUGAGAACAUUUCUCUAGAGGACAUCUUCCCUCGAUCGAAUGCGAUCACUUUCGAUGCUGUUCCCCGGUCUGGCCGAAGCAAAGAAGCAUUAAACACUGGUGAAGUAGCACCCCCGAGAGUGCAGCGCAAACAACAGAGACACACAAUCGACGCAGCAAAGGAAGGGCUGGACCACAUCGAGUGUGAAGCACUGUUUCCAAGUGACGAAGCCGUUGGAAGGGCAAAUUCAAAUCAAUUGCAAAGCAAUAACAAGGAUAAACUCAUCGCAGCGGUGGUACCAGCAGCCGUUGAAAUGAGCGCACAAUCCGGCCCGGUUCCUAAGACGGACAAAUCGCGCGAGGAAGUUCUUGCCGAACGAGAGGCCAAGAAGGCGGCCAAGCUAGCGGCCAAGGGUAAGGGCAAGUCGGGCAAGGAUGGAGCGGCUGGCCAGCAACAACAGCAAGCACCAGUAGGCCCUGCGAAGAAACCGCAAUCGCAAAAAGCCGAGCCAACUGUUGGUGGUGGACCGCUUGCAAAGUCCGAUACGGAUGCGAGCAUCUGUGAGAAGCUGAAAGAUCUUCACAUCAGCGAUGCCGGUACCGCAGGACCACCUGCAACGAAAGUGGACGAGAAACCGGUGGCGACCAAACCGGAGCAACUUACGAAAGCCGAACGGAAGGCACAAUUUGAAGCGCAAAAUCCGACCCUAGCCGGUAAGCAACCAGGAGCUGGUGGUGAUUCCACGAAACCACCAAAACCGACGCUAUCGAAGGCGGAGCGAAGAGCAAUACAGGAGGCACAGCGUGCGGCCAAAGCGGAAGCACAGCAGGUGAAGGCAAAGGGACCGGUCGAGCCAGAAGCUGGCAAGAAAGCAGCUCCCUCAAGCACCACCGGCACUGGUGCCGUGAAACCGGUUAAAAAGACUGUCGGUGGAGCGGUUCCGGGCACACAUGGGGCCGCUCCACGGAAACACAUCGUAAAUCUGUUCAAUCAUCUGCACCAGCCCAAGUUUGCGGCAGCGGAAAUCAUCAACUCGCCCACGUUGCACCCGGCCGUUACGAAGCUUGGCGUACAGUAUGCCGGUGGUACGGUUGUUGGUUCGAAGGCACGCUGUCUGGCACUGCUGCGAAUGUUGAAUCAGCUCAUACACGACUAUGAGACACCGCCGGAAAAGGAGUUUUGUCGUAGCUUCGAAGAGACGCUUAACCUCGCGGCCACGCAUUUGCAGCGCUGUCGCCCGUUUUCCGUCUCGAUGACGAACGCAUUGCGCCACGUGAAGAUGAACACGCGACAGUUGGAUGCAAAACUGUCCGAUUCCGAGCAGAAGGAGUGCCUACUGGAAGCGAUCGAGGCGUACAUACGCGAUCACAUGGAGAAGGCCGAGGAAGCGAUCUGCAUUUCGGUGCAGGAAAAAAUCUACGACGGUGACGUGAUCCUCACUUACGGAUGCUCUUCCCUCAUCAAACAUAUCCUGGAGGAAGCAAACCGACGCGAGAAACGGUUCCGGGUGAUCAUCGUGAAUGCGAGACCACGUGAGGAAGAGCACGAAAUGCUGGAGCAGCUUGUCCGACAGGGAGUGCACUGCGUUUGUGUGCUGAUCAAUGCGGUCAGCUACGUGAUGCCGGAGGUGACGAAGGUGCUGCUCGGUGCCCAUGCGCUGCUAGCGAACGGAUCGGUCAUGAGUCGUGUCGGUACGGCCCAGAUUGCGCUCGUCGCUAAAGCUUACAACGUGCCCGUGCUGGUGUGCUGCGAAACGCACAAGUUCACCGAGCGUGUCCAGACUGAUGCCUUCGUCUAUAAUGAGCUUGGCAAUCCGUGUGAGCUUGUGAUGGCUCCCAAGGGAGGGCACCGUGAUCUGUCCGAAGCGAAGCCCAUGCUGGCUGGCUGGGAAACGAUCUCUUCGCUCACUAUCCUGAAUCUGCACUACGAUGUAACGCCACCGGAGCUGGUAACGGCCGUGGUCACCGAGGUGGCCAUCCUUCCCUGCACCAGCGUACCCGUGAUUCUGCGCAUCAAACCAUCCGAUGUGGCGUACUAAUCGUUCCCGUGACCGAGCGAGAGGACUGUUCAAGUUUAGCAAACUGCCUAGUUUAGCAUCCUUUUUGUGUCUGUGUAAAGAUAAUAAACUUAACUAUUCAGCUACUAA